GCUUCACCGCUGAACAGCUACAACUUUACACGCUGAGGCAGGCUUCAGCAACUCUUGCAGUGUUUGUCGACUACUACCGGAGACAUGCGGGUGGCAGUGAUCGGAGCUGGAGUCAUUGGCCUGUCCACGGCUCAGAGCAUAUAUGAGCAGUAUCACUCCGUUGUCAGCCAACUGACUAUAGAGGUGUAUGCAGACCGUUUCACUCCACUGACCACUAGUGAUGGAGCUGCUGGCUUCUGGCAGCCGUACCUCUAUGACAAGGGCAACAUCCAGGAGACAAAAUGGAAUAAAGAGACAUUUGACUACUUGCUGAGCUGCCUCAGUUCACCAGAGUCCAUAAAGAUGGGAGUAUUCCUCCAGUCUGGCUACAACCUCUUCACUGAACCAGCACAGGAUCCAUCAUUUAAAGAUAUUGUCCUGGGUUUCAGACAGCUCACAGAGCGAGAGCUGCAGAUGUUCCCUGGAUACACUUAUGGGUGGUUCAACACUGCACUUAUGGUGGAAGGCAAAACAUAUUUACCUUGGCUGAUGGAUUGGUUGCAAAAAAGGGGUGUGAAAUUUUAUCACAGGAAGAUUGCGUCCUUCAAGGAGCUCUCAGAAACUGGGGCAGAUGUGAUAAUAAACUGCACCGGAAUAAGAUCAGGAGACCUCCAGCCUGACCCGGACCUCAAACCGGGCCGGGGCCAGAUAUUGAAGGUGGAUGCCCCAUGGUUAAAGCACUGGAUUCUUACCCACGAUCUCAAUACAGGGGUCUACAAUUCACCGUACAUCAUUCCAGGGAGUCGUCAUGUGACAGUUGGUGGGGUGUUUCAAGUAGGAAACUGGAGUGAACAAAACAGUUCCAUUGAUCAUAAAAAAAUCUGGGAAGAGGCUUGCCAGCUGGAGCCUAGCCUCAAGCAUGCCAGGAUAAUGGAAGACUGGUCCGGCCUCAGGCCUGUUCGCAGCAAAGUUAGACUGGAGAGGCAGAUUAUACCGUCCGGAGCAACUUCGAUAGAGGUGAUACACAACUAUGGCCAUGGAGGUUACGGACUCACCAUUCACCGAGGCUGCGCUCAGGAAGCAGGGAGGCUCUUCGGUCAGAUUGUGGAAGAAAAGGGGAAAGGGCCAAAAGCUCGCUUGUAAACUUGUGAUUGGCGGUAGAGGCUCAUUUUUUUAAUUUAAGUGUAAGUGCCUUGUAUCCAUAAGACAACUAUUAUUGUCUGUAAUUAACACUCAAAGCAAAGUGAUAUUCAGUAUCACGUAUCUUUGGAGUAACUACACCCCUUCGUACAACAGUGUUAUGUAUAUGUAAGAUGAAAGAAAUAUAGAAUAUGAAAAGUAGCGAAACUUAUUAAUAAUGAUUAUACCUGAUAAAUAAUCAAUAAUAACAUGAAUCUGCUGCUCUUUUUGAAAGAUAAUUUACUACAGUAUCAUACACAUUUACAUCCAGUGCAUUGACAAGAAUCUGUGCACAGACACUUAAUGCAGCAUGAUAUCUCAAACACUGGCAGGUAGGAGUCAGCUUGUUGGACCUGUGCCAGUUAAUCUCUUUAUUUUUAAAUUAAAACUUUGCUCAGUGUGUUUACUGACUGAAUCAGACUGGGCGAAGUCCGUCUCCACAUCACCUUUGUUACAAAGACAACAGUUAAACCAGGUAUUGAUACAUUAUUUACAGAGAGACAGACUGUAACAUCCUGAUAAAUGUUUGAUGUGUCACAUGUCUAUGUGUGCACAGCCUCAAAGUCUGUUAAAGUAGAGUGGUAGAUGGAGAAUGGGUUAUAGAUCCUAACACCAUAUACUCAUGUUAAUGUCCAUUUUUUAGAAUAAUUUAAUUCUUUCUAAAUAGAUUGAAUAGGUUUUGGGUGAUUUGAUGGAAAUAUUCUUAUUUUAAUCUCCUAAUACUUUUAUUAAUUACAUGUCUUCUAAUGUAAUGCAGGAUUUGUGGGCUUCCAUCUUGUAAAAAUGAGAUACUGUGAACAGCACAUUGAUGCUCUGAUGGCUUCAGCAGGUUUAUCUGCUUGUUGUAAAUACAAUUAACAUAAAUGAUCCAGACAUACGUUGACUUUUGUUAUUACUAUGGGAAUAGUACUGGCCUUUCUCCUUUUUUCUUCAGGAACAACACAAAUACUGUUGAACCUCACAUUAAAACAGAAAACAUUUAAACACGGGAAAAAGGAAUGCCAGCAAGUCUCUGACUUACUGUACACUUUGUCCUUUUAUUACAACU
Molecule: messenger RNA, 2206 nt
Organism: Scomber scombrus (Atlantic mackerel)
Lineage: Eukaryota; Metazoa; Chordata; Actinopteri; Scombriformes; Scombridae
Product: D-amino-acid oxidase-like
Exons: 11
Coding region: 85-1122 (345 amino acids)
Molecular function (GO): FAD binding; D-amino-acid oxidase activity
Source: RefSeq, a predicted model, not a curated record